CUUCUCAUUUAUCCGUCGUAAUCUGUCGUAAUCUUUAAUCCAUGUCACUGAUUUUAAUAUUCAUACUACACACAACAUUUUUGGAUGCCCUGUCCUUUUUUGCUUGCAUCAAAUACAUCAAAUACAUCAAAUACAUCAAAUACAUCAACCACCAACCAUCAACCAUCAACCAUCAACCGCGAUAAGGAAUUUGUUUCUCAAAUUACUCGGUACCUUCUAUUGCAGAAUCUUGCCCCAUUCAUCCCAUUCUUAAUAAGCUCUACCAAAUUAGCUCUUCAUAGAUUUUACCUCUAAACAGCUUCUCAAACUUCCACAUCAGCCAUACAAUCAAUCCACUGACCACAUCACAUCCCAUCACCAUCCGCCAAACAUAAUUGGGACGAAAGGCUUUUCACAAAUUGAAGUAAUGUCUAGUGUGAAAACAAGACGGCAAACAGCUGCCGCUUCUACUCCAUCAACUCCGACGCCAGCAGCUCGGGAACAAGCCAUCAUGAAUGGUAAUGGUAAUGGUUCAGCACACAAACCCGAGGAGGUAGAAUAUCCUAAAGAGAACAUAUUUCUCUUCUGGCCAAAUGUUAUCGGUAAGCUUGAUCAAAUAUAUGUGCAGAUACUUGGCGCAUUCUAAUCUUUUCUAGGAUACUUUCGAAUCGUUCUCGCAUUAGUAUCCCUCUACUACAUGCCCCUUCAUCCACGAACCUGUACUCUCCUAUACAGUAUCUCCUGUCUUCUCGAUGCUCUCGAUGGAUAUGCGGCCAGAGCCUUUGAACAAUCUACAAAAUUUGGCGCGGUUUUGGAUAUGGUGACAGAUCGCUGUACCACAGCCUGCUUAUUGGUCUUCCUUUCUUCUGCAUGGCCUCGAUGGGCUCUUCUUUUCCAAGGACUUAUCUCUCUGGAUUUGGCUAGUCAUUACAUUCACAUGUAUGCGACUCUUGUUAUGGGAGGAGGGGAUACUAGUCACAAGCAAGUCGAUAAAUCUAGAAGCUGGAUCUUAAACUUGUACUACACGAAUAAGGUACGUACACCCAUGCAUACAAUGCCUGCCGAUUAAUCUAACAAUUGGAUGACAGACUGUCCUCUUCCUCUUCUGUGCCCUUAACGAAGUGUUCUUCAUCGCUCUCUACCUCCUUUCCUUCUCUUCCCCACUUCUCUCACCAUCUCUUCUUCAAGUCGCCAACAAUGGCGAAGCUGGAGCCACCCUCAUCCCCGGGAACCCUUCCAACCCAUCCGCAGCAUCUCUUUUUGCCAACCCAUAUAGCGCUGGCGCAUUGGAGCUUGCACGCGCAAAUAAGAUGGACUCUUUCUGGCCAUGGGUUAUUGCUGGUGUCUCUUUCCCCGUCAUGGCUGGAAAACAAAUCAUCAAUGUCGUACAAUUGGUCAAAGCUAGUCGAUGGUUGGCUGAAGGAGAUAUUGAAAUGAGGAGAGCGGCAGGAUUACCAAGACAGAGAAAGACGAAUUGAUCACCUCGUUUCCUUAUUUCCGUGGAUCUGUUCGAGUCUCUCGACUCAUUUGUGUAAGAUGGGACUUGUCAAGUCCCUAACACAAAUCUACACAUCGGCUGUGUAGUUGUAUCAGACAUAUUGGCCAUGUACAGUGCCAUUUUUGCAUUCAUUCGUUCGUUUAUUCACUCAUUUAUUUCGAAAUCACACAAUAGGGAGCAUAUGUAGAGAGGAAUGGCGUCGGAACUAAUUUGCUGCCAUCCCUUUACACGAUAGGCAUGUGAAGUAGGGUAAAGGUUUGCAUUCAAUAUAAUAAUAAUAUUUCACUUGCAUUUGGAUUGCAUUUGAAUUGUACUUGUAUAUGCAAUAGCUAUUUGUGAAGCAACGAAAGAGGAUUUUCUGAGACAUGCUCUAGGGGAAAUAGGUUAUUGCCUAGGCUUUGGUGGGAGAGAGGGCUUGCAUUUGAUGAAGAAACGUUGAUCAGAACUUCACAUGCACAUAUGCGGUGUACAGUACUUAAAUAGUAUAUGUAAUAAAUAUGUAUAGCCUUGAUGGUCGCGUGUUCAUGUG
Messenger RNA from Sclerotinia trifoliorum, 2006 nucleotides. Lineage: Eukaryota; Fungi; Ascomycota; Leotiomycetes; Helotiales; Sclerotiniaceae. The record is from the annotation of a GenBank genome assembly.